Molecule: messenger RNA, 458 nt
Organism: Racocetra persica
Lineage: Eukaryota; Fungi; Glomeromycota; Glomeromycetes; Diversisporales; Gigasporaceae
Source: the annotation of a GenBank genome assembly
AUGCUAUUAAUCAAACAUAUAAUGAAGAGUCUUUUUUACAUUUAAGAGGAGAGAUAUUAGCUGAAAUCGAACUUUUUUGGAUGCUUCCUCAUCAAAGAAGAAAGAAAACCUGGUUUCCAGAAGCUUUAUAUUACGAGGCUUCAGUUUAUGAACUUAAAAAAUAUGUAAAGAAUCUUAAAGAUGAACAGGAAGAUGAAAUUUUACAAAAUUUACUUCCCAAAAUCAAAGAAAUCGCUGAAUUUAAAGAUGAUGAUGAAAUUUUAAAAAAUUUACUUCCUGAAAUCAAAUCAAAUUUACUUCCUGAAAUCAAAAAAAUUAUUGAAAACAAAGAUUCAACCAAAGAUUCAACCGAAGACUCAUCCAAGGAUUUAACUGAAGACUCAUCCAAAGAUUCAACCAAAGACUCAACCAAAGACUCAGCUCAAGACUGGCCCUAUAGCCUCAUCACACAAGAAUAA